Messenger RNA from Thermothelomyces thermophilus ATCC 42464, 1736 nucleotides. RefSeq lists its product as uncharacterized. The coding region runs from base 88 to 1437 and encodes 449 amino acids. Lineage: Eukaryota; Fungi; Ascomycota; Sordariomycetes; Sordariales; Chaetomiaceae. The record is from RefSeq and is a predicted model, not a curated record. The transcript is spliced from 2 exons.
CACGUGUUUGUUAUUUCAUUCACGCGCCCUCGAGGAAAAAAAUGAACGUGUCUGCAUCCAUUAAGCAGUAGUCCAAACCGAGUCAAUAUGACAAGAAAUUUCAAACAAUGGCUCAAGCAGGGGCUCAAGGCGACUAAAGAUGAAAACGGACAUGGCGUGCCUCCGGAACCACCAUACCGCGAAUACUGGCCAAACCUCCCGGCAUCCUCAGCAAACACAAAACUAAACUACGGCCUCUUUCAGAGACUACCGCUGGAAGUUCGGCAGCAGAUUUUGACCCAGGCAUUUGGGAAACGAACUUUACACGUCCAUCUCGCCUACGACCAUCCGCUUGCUCGUAAGCCAAAUUCCGGAGAGAACAAAAGGCGGAUGUUCCUAUCAAAACGUGCCGACGAGAAACGACCUGAAAACCGCCGGCGCCAUUGCGGCUUGGGGUCCAAUCUCGUCCCCGACGCCAGCAGGCCAAAGCAGUGGCAGUGGUUUAGCUGCGUGUGCCACCGCCGCGUGGUCGAGGCUCGGGAAUGCCGGCCCGAACCUCAAAGACCACCGCAGGGGAGGAUCGAGCCCUGCAACGACGGUUGCCUUAACGGCAGGCUCUUCACAACACGCUAUACUACUAAUGCUGAAUGGGGUAGGCUAUGCCGAUGUGAGCCCAUCGCAGAGUACGACCGGCCCAUGGCAGACCGCGAGUGCUUCAUCGGGAUCAUGGGCUGGCUGUUGGCAUGUCGACAGGCCUACAUCGAGGGGGUCGACAUCCUCUACCGGACAAACACCUUCCACAUGUCGAGCCUACCACUCCUGCUCAACCUCGCGCGUCUGAUGCCCCCGCGCCGCCUGGCCACCAUCACCAGCGUCGAACUGCUCUGGGACCUUUUUGACGACCGUGAGACUAUAAAAACCGUCUAUAAGCAAGCACAGGCUUCCCCCUCGUCGGUGCCGCCGCAGUCGCAGCCUAGCACCAAAUUCCACGAGCUCCGCCAGAUCACGCCCCGGAUCUUCCCCAACGCCCGCAACGUCUACGUCGCCGUGCAGGCUCCGAUCGAGCCAUUAUUCUGGGCAGAACGACCGGCGGCUUGCCUGCCUCUUCUCGAGCGUGCCAUCCUGGGCCCGGUGGAGGACAUGUUCCGCGCCAUGGGCCCGGAGCCGGAGAAGGAGUUCAGUUUCGCCAUUCAGCUGGGCGGGUUUCUCGCUCUUGCGAGGCGUCAUUGGCGGGACAAGGACGUGGAUCCUGGCGUUUACAGGCGUGCUCCGAGUCAAUGUGCGGUGGAUGAGAGCGGGUACUUUGUGCUCGACGGCGUCUCGUUCCGCGCCAUCAGAGCGUGGAGACCGCUUGGUCCGGGCGGCGCUGGGUACUGGCUUCGUCCGGGGCUGACUGAUUCCUGGACUGCUGGGCUAGGGAUGUUUGAUAUCUGGGGAACGUGGGACGAUUUACCGUAGACGUGGUGAGCUCUGAUUACGGCCUGCUCGGGCGCAUCUGUGCGAGCUAAGGUGGUGUAGAUGCGGAGGGAGAUCGCGAAGGAGCAUGUUGCCGGCGUGGUAAGGAAGUUAUCAGAAGCGACUAAGUUUCUAGGAAUUAGCCACAAGCGAUACAUGCCAGAUCAUCUCCUUUGUCUAUUUAUAUUGCUCUUUCUCUCCUUUAUAUAUACUUUAAUAAGGUACUCUUUGUAUUCCUUCCUCUAUACCUAAAUGUAUUAGAGACUCUCUAGUUAUAAUAUAAAGGAAACUAUACCUAAGAG